AUGGAAAAUUUUGCAUAUAUUGACAAAAAUGUCUAUAUAAAUAUUUGUAUGUUAAUUUUAAAAAAACUAAAGGAAUAUUUAUUAGGGGUAGGCAUUUUUAAAUUAAUUUUUUGUUUAUUUAUAAUAUUGUUAAGUAUAAUUUUUGCGAAACGGAGUAAAAAAAAAGAAAAAAAAAUUAAUGUAUAUCUGCAGUUAAAUAGGAAUAAUACUAAAAAUACUAAAUUAGUAAUAAAUGAUGACAAGACAUAUAACGAUGAAGAAAAAACAAAUGAUCAUCAUAAAGAGGAAAAUGAAAUAGAAAAUGAAGGGUAUCACAUAACCCACAGUUCACACAUAUUUGAUCUAAAAGUUAUAAGCACAACCGAAUUGUGUAAUGUGUGCAAUGAUAAUAUAUAUGCAUUUAUUUUUAACAAGAAAAAUAUAUUUGAAUGUGUUAUAUGCAAAAAUAAGUCCCAUAUUGAAUGUGCUCCGAAUUCAAAUUUAAUGAGCUGCAAAAAUUCCAUAUUUUUUAAAAAUAAGCAUAAAUUUAUAAAAAUCAAAAAUAGUUUAUGGAACGGUAAAUGUGACAUUUGUAAUCAAAGUUUUUCUUAUUUCUCAUUUUCUAUAUAUGGAAUAAAAUAUAUAUAUAAAUGUAUAUGGUGCAAUAAAUAUUUUCAUGGAAAAUGUAUAAAUAAAAAUAUAUAUAAAAAAAUAAAUAAUAAUAAUGACAUUAACACAAAAAACGAUGACUUAAUAUGUGCUUAUGGUAAUAAUAAAUAUAUUUUAUACCCCUAUGAAAUAUUUGUUAAAGAAAAGUAUCUACUAUAUUUUUUAAUGCAAUCAUAUCAAAAAAUAAAUAAAGCACAAAUUAAAAAGGAUGAUAUAUUACUAAAUUAUAAUGAAACACAAUCAGAAAACUACAUAUACGAAGAUGAGUUGGUAGUAGAAAAUGAGAUAGACAAACUUUCAAUUCAAAUGUUCGAAAGCGGUAAAAAUAGGGAAUUAAUAUAUUUUAAUUAUCUAAAUAAUGCUAAAAAAUAUCAAAGUUUAAUCAAUUCACAAAUUACAAAAAAUGGUAAUAAUAAUAACAACCCAAUAAUAGACAAACUAAAUCAUGCAAUACAUAUAAAUAUGCUUUUGAAUUUUUUACCUAUACACAUACCCAUAUAUGAAAUAAAUACUACAAAUAAAUUUCUUCUAAUAUUUGUAAAUGUAAGAAGCGGGGGUCAAACAGGAAAAAAUUUAUACAGAGAAUUACUAAUGCAUUUUAAUCCACUGCAAAUAAUAAAUAUAGAAAACGAAUCAAGUGUUAUAAAUACCCUUAAUAUGUAUAAAGAAAUGUUAUAUCAAAAAAAAGUUAUUAUUUUCUUGUGUGGUGGCGAUGGAACUAUAAGUAUUUUUAUCGAUACUUUGAUAAAGUUUUUUUACAGAAAUGCUCCUUUUAAUAUAUAUGAAGAAAAUGAAAAAUUUCCAAAAAAAAAAACACAAAAAAAAAAAAUAUAUCAUAUAACUGAAAAUUCCAAUAAGAUAUCUAAUAAAUCUAUUACAUUUUUUAAUAAAUAUAUUAUGGCAGCUUCAAAAGUUGCUCUAAAAAAAAGUGGUAAUAAUACUUCCAAAAUUAUAUUAAAUAACGAGAGGGAUAAAACAAUAUGUGAUUUUACCAAUAAUUGCUUUGAUACAAAAAAAUCAACAUCACUUUUAGAAAAUGAGAAAAUAUAUUCACUUAUUGAAGGCAAAAAUAAUAUGAACAAUGCAUGUGAUGAUAACAAUAAUAAUAAUAGCAAGAUAGAUAAUAUUCUAUUAAAUAACGGAACAAAUAUUUAUAGUGACCUUUAUAAAAAUUAUGAUGAUAAUAGUUUUAUUAACAGAUGCACAAAAACUGAGAUUAAUUCAAAUGCAAGCUUAAGCAACGAAAGCAUUUCAUAUAUGAGUCCAUUUCCAAAUAGUGAUUCUAUGUGUAAUAGUUUCAGAAAAGGUCUUAAUAAUCAAAAAUAUAUAAAUUUACAUGAAAAUGUUAACAUAUAUAAAGAUAAAAAAGAAAAAGAUGAUAUUUAUAUAGAUCAAACUUUGAACAACUCACAUAUUAAUAAAUCCAUCAUUGAAAAUUACAAUAAUAAUAGUUAUGGUUAUAUUUCAGGAUAUAGUAAUAACUUUAUUGAUAUAAAUAAACCAUGGAAUAAUAAUAAUUCCUAUAUAUAUUCUUGUAGCUUAAAAAAUAACCAAACUGAUAGUAGUAUUAUAUAUCAUGAUUAUAAAGAAAAUGAUAUUAAAAAAUAUUCAAUAAAAUAUGGAAACAGUAGCUCUGGUCAUGUUCAUUCAAAUUAUUAUCGCGAUGAUGAAAGUUCAGAUACAAGUGAAAGUUUGGAUGAAGAAGAAAAGAUACAAAAAAAAAAUAAGGAAACACAAACCAAAACAAAAAAAUGGUUGAAAUAUAUUAGUAAAGAAUCUGAAAAAAUACAUAAUAAAUUUAUAAAACGAAAUAUAAACAAAAUUCAAGAACGAUUUAAUCUAAAUAAAUCACAAGCAAUUGAAAGUGAAAACUCUUUAUAUAAAUUUCAUAAAAAUGGAAAGAAUAAAUAUAAAAUUAUCAAUAAAAAAAAACAUAAACAAACUGAUAGUAUAAACGAUAAUAGUUCAAAAACUUCAAAUAAUAAAUACACAGUAAAAUCAUAUAUUGAAAAUACUCCCAUAGGUAUAAUGCCCUUAGGAACUGGAAAUGAUUUGUGUAUUAGCUUAGGUUGGGGAAACUCAUAUAUUAAUAAUAUAUCUUUAUAUUUAGACAAAAUAAAACAUAGUAAAAAUAAGUUAGUCGAUGUAUGGAGUAUUAAGGCAUAUGAUUUAAGCAAUAACACUGUUCUAAAUAAUACUUUUAUUAACUAUUUUGAUAUUGGACUUAUAUCAAGAUUAGCAUUACAUUUUGAUAAUAUACGAAAACAAUUCCCACAUUUUUUUAACAGUAGAUUAGGUAACAAAAUAUUAUAUGGAGAAAUCGGAUUCAGAGAUUUUUGUUUUAAUACAUAUAAAUAUAAACUUAAUAAACAUAUCAAACUAUAUUGUGAUGGAAAAAGAGUUAAAAUAAAUAAUGACCUAGAAAGUAUAUGCUUUAUAAAUAUACCAUAUAUCUUAGGAGGCCAUAAUAUAUGGAAAGACGAUAAUUUGCAAUAUUGCUAUUAUUCUGAUAUUGAAAAGGGAUAUUAUGAUGAAAAUGAAAAAGAUAAAAUAAAAGACAACAAAAAAUUAGCAAAAAAAGUGACAAAACUAAAAAAAAAAAAUAUGCACAACAAUAAAUCAACGAAUACACAAAUACACACGUAUAAUGGAAAUUAUGAAAACAAAUUAUAUACUCAAUCUUUAAAAAGUAAAAAAAAUGAUUCUUAUAACGAUGAAAAUAUUAACAUCCAAAGAGAAAUAUCUAAAAGCUGUUCAUAUAAAUGUUGUGAUAAAAUGCUGUAUGAUGAAAUGAAAGAAAAUAUAAAACAUAUAGAGGAAGAAAAUAACACAACUGAUUAUAGUAAUAUAUACAAACCACACAAAUUAUAUCUUUAUAAACGCAAACAAAAUUCUCAAAUGUACAAAAAACAACAAAUUGAUGAUAAACUUAUUGAAGUUUUUGGAAUUAAAAAUAUAUUUCAUUUAGUUCAAGUGCAAUUAGGAUUAUCUAGCCCAGUAAAGUUAUGCCAAGGGCAUGAACUUUUUAUUAAAAUAAGUAAAAAAUUUAUUCAAAACAAUAAAAUGUAUUUUCAGUAUGACGGAGAGCCCGUUUUUCUUAAAAUUUGCAAAUUGCAUUUCACACACAAAUGCCAAUGUUUGUUUUUGUCUCCAAACUCACCCAUUCUGUAA
This is a messenger RNA of Plasmodium berghei ANKA, 3819 nucleotides long. Its product is annotated as diacylglycerol kinase, putative. The transcript is spliced from 2 exons. The record is from RefSeq and is a predicted model, not a curated record. NCBI's taxonomy places the organism in Eukaryota, Apicomplexa, Aconoidasida, Haemosporida, Plasmodiidae. Gene Ontology annotation, molecular function: ATP-dependent diacylglycerol kinase activity. The coding region runs from base 1 to 3819 and encodes 1272 amino acids.